This is a messenger RNA of Vitrella brassicaformis, 1028 nucleotides long. NCBI's taxonomy places the organism in Eukaryota, Vitrellaceae. The record is from the annotation of a GenBank genome assembly.
UGUCCAUGUAUGGCAUCAUGAAGGGUGGUCAACACAGAUCUCACUUCGGUGAUGGCUGAUAAGAUCGUGUCUCCUCAGAAUGCUUUCCUUGUCUUUCAUUGUCUUCUCCUCUCUCCACCCGUUACACAGCAAUCUACCCUAGCUCACAAGCUCGCAGUGAUUCGUCUUGCCAAGCUGGCAAUCCUGACACCGAUGACGAGAGCAAAUCUGACCGGAGAGGAGCUGACGGCUGAGCGCGCCGACAUGCUUGUCGAGGCUCGUCUCGCUGCCCUCCAUGCCGACUACGAGGCGACUCUGCGUGCUGAGCAAGACCGCGCCACAUCGCCAGCGGCCGACGGCUACGAGUGCCUCCUCGACAGCGAGCCGCACGUCAACCGUGGCCCGCUGAUGGAGGAUGAGGAGGGCUUAAGCACCAGCGACCCGUGGCAAGACCAGGAGCAGUGGGGAGAGUUCGAGGGAUCCCACGUGGCGUCGGAAGCGACCGCUACGGCUGACCCGACAGACGACUCGGAGAAGGAGUGGGCGACCUUCACAGACGGAGAGGACGACACUCACAAUGGGGAGGGAGGAGAGGGCAAGGGCAAGAGAGAGGGGAAGGAGAAGAAGCACCGCGGCACAUCAGCUGGCCGGCCCACCUCGGCGAAGAGUGAGCGCCCCUCCCGGCCGCUGUCAGCUGAUGAGAUAGCUCUGAUCAAGCAGACGAUGCAGCGCAUCCACCCGAGGCCCUCCACACGGGUGGUGUGCCAGCUGCCUGUCGAUGACGAGGGCUUCCUGCGCUUCUGCUUCUCACGCCGCAUGCAGGGCGAUGCCACUGGUGGGGCUGAACCUGCCGCCAAGAGGGAGGGGAAGGGGAAGAAGGGGUAGUGAGUGGUGGUGCUGUCGCGUUGUGAGAGUGGAGUGUGUCAUUUGAUUUGCGGUGGUUGGUGACAGGACAGCACUGACGUGUUUGUUCUUCGUGACUUCGUUUGAUGCAAUGAUGGAUGCGACGUGACUCCAAUGAAAUGAUGAAUCGCACAACGGUUACGUCA